Molecule: messenger RNA, 2069 nt
Organism: Eurypyga helias (sunbittern)
Lineage: Eukaryota; Metazoa; Chordata; Aves; Eurypygiformes; Eurypygidae
Gene: RADX
Product: chromosome unknown open reading frame, human CXorf57
Exons: 15
Biological process (GO): regulation of DNA repair
Cellular component (GO): replication fork
Molecular function (GO): single-stranded DNA binding
Source: RefSeq, a predicted model, not a curated record
UCUCCAAGCUGACUUCUCUCAGUCAGCUGGAAAUGACCUGGAGGAGCAGAGUUCACUUCCCUCCACUUCUUGUGCGAGUCCUGCACAAAUCUAGACUGAGGUACUACGGGAAACCAGAGAAAAAACUGGAUAUGCCUUAUCAGGCUUACUUUGAAGUUGCUGAUGGUUCAGGCAUGAUGUCAAUGGUUUUGUGGAAUUCAUUGUGUCCUGAAUGGUAUAACAGUAUGAAGGUUGGCACAGUACUUCUCCUCGAACAGUAUGCUAUCAAAAACAGUUACCCAUUUAAAACACAGCCAACCCCAGGGGAUUCACAGAUGAAGAGAUUUGCUACAAUUGAAAUCAGCCUGAAUGUUCGGGACCCUCCUACUAAAAUACGUAUUAUUCCGGAAGAAAUGGUUAAGCCAGAGUGGGGAUUACCUGAGGUUAAAUACCGGUUUAUCACAAGGUCAGAACUGGAUGACUUACCAAACAAUCAUUCCUGUGACGUUAUUGGUCUUGUGACAUUUGUAGGAAGGGCUGAACGAACAAGAAAGAGAGAACACAGUGAAGACUUCUGGCUCUAUCGCUGGGCACAUGCCAUUGACGGCACAUCAGACCAGCCAUUCAUUCUGGAAUUAUUUGCAACUUCUCAGCCAGAUGUGUUUGAGCGUAUUCACCCAAUGACAUACUUGGUGUGUACACAGAUGAGAGUGGUACGGGACCUCACUGAGAAUCCUUCCAGCACGAUUUACCUUACGACUUCAAAUGAAAGUCAAAUAUUCAUUACAGGAUGGCACAAGGGCCAGCCAUACACCAAGGAUACCAAAGUGAAAAACUUCAUUCAGUGGACGAAAACACAAAAUGAAGCCGAUCAGAUGAAGAAAACUGUCAUUGGUGGCUAUUACCCUUUUCCACGGCCUCCAGAUAGCUUUCUGAAAUACUGUAAAAACAAUAAAGUUGAAGCGGUUUUGAAAACCAUAGGUGAAACGGGGAAGGAGCUCGAAGACUUGCACUACAGAGAACACAAGCGCAUUGCCGUUCAGGGGAUCAUCAGUGCCGUACGGUACAUCAGCUGGAGCAAUGCAGGUGAAGAAGCCUCGGGAUCAGAGCUUGCUCAGAAAGUUACUUCUCCGUCUCCUGAAAGUUCUGCUGUGUCCAAAGAAGACACUGUUCACAAGGGAAAAAGCACCAGCCUUCAAAAUAAAGAAGUUAAGUCUUUUCUGGGGCCACAUGACAGUGGGGAACAAGAUCAGCACCAGGCUCCAAAAAAGAGUUCAGUCAAGAGAAAGAAACUGCGCAGAUUAAAUGCGGAUGCAGAACAGGAAACUGCAUCUGUUGGUCCUGCAUCAUCUUGCUCCUAUUUCACACGGUCUGCAAGAAGAAAAUUUGGCUUGGAUGAAUUUCCCCAUGAAGAUUUUGUGCAAGAUAAAGAUGAAGAGGCUGUAUCAGACAGUUCACAGCACCGCACAGACCAAGAAGGAAUGAGUGAUACACCUGAGACUGAAGACACUGGAAGAACUUGUGAUUCGUGGCAGAGUGACCUGUGGGCACAAGUGAAAGACAAGUUAAUGAAAUAUUUGCAUCAUGGCACAAUUUUCCCAGAAAGCAUCCCACGUAAAUUUGAUUACGUGCACAAAGACUUACUUAUGCAGCAGUACAACCUUCAUCCAGCAGUGCACCAGCCAAAAGAAACCCGAAGAGAUAAAAAUAUCAGUGAGUUUAAAAGUGUUACCGGCCUCGGGUACUAUGAAGUGACAGUUCUGGGUAUAAACCACGACGUAGCAAUGGAUGUUGCAUUUCUUCCACUGUUUUGUCCUGAAGAUCCCCACUUGUUUCAACUAGCAGACAUUCAAAACGACACGUUAUUGUCUUGUAUGAGUUGCGUGUCCACAUGUCAGCAGAAGGCCGCUAGCAAUGGAAGGCUGUCAACUUUUCCAUAUCUAAAUGAAGUUGUAAAAGCAGCGAUGGAUCUGGAUGGCAAACAUGUUGUCUGCAUCUUGGACGUCUGUCACUUGGGUGGCGAUAAGGUGGAAGUCUUUCUCAGCAAAAUCUACAAGACCGUGGAACCUGGCAUGCUGGAUCCAGUGUAA